AUGACAAAAGUAUUAAUUUCACCAGAAAGUAUAACAAUUUAUCUUAAUAAUGAUGGACUUUCUAUGGUAAAACAAUCACUUGAAAAUUCACAAAAUGAAGAACUUAUAGGAGCAGUAGAAAUAUUAUUAAGAAUUAUAAAAUAUAAACAAGAAGGUAAAACAUUAUUAUUUAAAGAAGGAUUUUUAAAAAUAUUAACUGAUAUAAUUGGUAGAACAGAUAAUCAAAAUAUAUUAGAACGUGCAAUUAAUGUUACUAGUCAAUUAUCUGGUUGUGAAUUUUUUGCAAGUAAUUGUAUUGAUUGUGGAUUAUUUGAAGAAUGUCUUGAUUUAUUAGAAUAUCCAUAUAAUGGAAAAAGUACAACAAAUACAUUAAUGCCAUCAUUACUUAUUAUUUUUAGAGUUACUCAAGAUCGUGUUGGUGCAAAAAAUUGUAGUUCAUUAAAAUUAGCAACAAAAUUAUCUAAAUUACUUUUAUCAGUAAAAGAAUUUCAAGAAGUUAUGCAAGCAAUGUUAUUUGGUAUUAUUACAAAUUUAUUUAGUAAUGAUCAAGCAAGAAAAGAAAUGAUAUUAACUAAAAUUGAUAAAGUUGUUCUUCAAAUUAAUCCUAUUGAACUUCAACCAAAAGGAAAAUCAUUAUGGGUUGUUUGUGUUAAAACAUUUAAUGAAAUGAAAAAACAAACACAAGAAAUUGAAUAUACUCCUAUUGAUAUUCAAAGAAUGGCUGAAUAUAAUUCUAAGAAAACAAAAGCUAGACAAAUUACAGAAGAAUUUAUUCAAACUGAAACUAAUUAUACAAAUCAAAUGAAUAUUUGUUGUCGUAUAGUAAUAAAAAGAUUAGAUAAUGUUUUAAAAGAAAAUUUAUCUAUUAUAUUUGGUAAUAUUAUUGAUAUAGAAAAAUAUCAUCAUAAAUUUUCUAAUGAAUUAGAAAAAUGUUUAUCUCUUUGUAAUGAAGAAAAACUUGAAUUUAUUUCUUUUUCUGAUAUAUUAUUAAAAUAUUUUACUCCAUCAAUGCUUGAUUUAUAUUGUAAAUAUGCUAAUAAUGUUGAUAUUGGAAUGGCUAAAUUUAAUGAAUUAUCAAGAACAGAUGUAGAUGUUGGAUGUAUUGUUAAAGAAUUAAGUUCUAAAGGUCAUUAUGUUCCAAGUUUCUUAAUUCAACCAAUUCAAAGAAUUCCUCGUUAUGUUUUAUUAUUAGAAUCAUUAAUUAAAUGUCUUCCUGAAUAUUUAGAUGAAGCUAAAAAAAUAAAAACUUGUUUAAAUAAAAUUAGAAGUAUUGCUAAUGAAAUUAAUGAAAAUAAAAGAAGAUUUGAAAAUAAAACAGCAAUGAAUUUAUGGAAUAAAAGAAUUGAUUUAUCUGAUUAUCCUAAUCAACAACGUGAUUAUUUUGCUGAAAUGGGACAAGUUUUAGUUAGUGAUAAAAAAAAUGCAACUGUUUGGACAAUGGUUAUUUUUAGUGAUAUUGCUGUAUUAACAAGAAAUACUGCAAAAUCUUCUGAAAAAGAAAAAUGGAAAAUAAAAGAAGUAUAUGCUUUAUGUGAUUGGAAAGUCCUUGAAAUAGUUAAUGAAAAAAUUCAAUUCUUUAAACCUUCAUCAAAUACUACAAUUGAAAUUACUUGUAAUAAAUUAAAAGAUACUGAAUUUUUAUCUGAACAACUUAGAAAAGCAAUUAAUACUGCUAAACAAAAUAAAAUGAAAAGAACUUCAAUUACAAAUAUUUAA
Molecule: messenger RNA, 1716 nt
Organism: Entamoeba dispar SAW760
Lineage: Eukaryota; Evosea; Mastigamoebida; Endamoebidae
Product: Rho/RAC guanine nucleotide exchange factor, putative
Exons: 1
Coding region: 1-1716 (571 amino acids)
Molecular function (GO): guanyl-nucleotide exchange factor activity
Source: RefSeq, a predicted model, not a curated record